AUGCCCGAGCCAGCCAAGUCCGCCCCAGCGCCCAAGAAGGGCUCCAAGAAAGCCGUCACCAAGGUUCAGAAGAAGGACGGCAAGAAGCGGAGGAAGAGCAGGAAGGAGAGCUAUGCCAUCUACGUCUACAAGGUGCUGAAGCAGGUCCACCCCGACACCGGCAUCUCCUCCAAGGCCAUGGGCAUCAUGAACUCCUUCGUCAACGACAUCUUCGAGCGCAUCGCAGGGGAAGCCUCCCGCCUGGCUCACUACAACAAGCGCUCCACCAUCACCUCCCGGGAGAUCCAGACCGCCGUGCGCCUGCUGCUGCCCGGAGAGCUGGCCAAGCACGCCGUCUCCGAGGGCACCAAGGCCGUCACCAAGUACACCAGCGCCAAGUGAGCGUCGCCCCCGCUCUCCGGAC
This is a messenger RNA of Bufo bufo (common toad), 403 nucleotides long. RefSeq names its product histone H2B 1.1. The transcript has a single exon. The record is from RefSeq and is a predicted model, not a curated record. Lineage: Eukaryota; Metazoa; Chordata; Amphibia; Anura; Bufonidae. Bases 1 to 381 code for a protein of 126 amino acids. Gene Ontology annotation, cellular component: nucleosome. Gene Ontology annotation, molecular function: protein heterodimerization activity; DNA binding; structural constituent of chromatin.